AUUAGCUUAUUUACCUUUGUCGAAAACUUUGAUAGGGUGUUCCUCUGACAAAUAAACUUGAAAUUUUUAUCAUACAGUAUAUAACGUCUGAAGUACUAAGUAACGUCCUAAAUUAUUUAUUAAAUAUUGAGAAGGUUUACAAGGUCAGAAAUUUCUUUCAAUAAGGAUAAUUUUCAUUGGAAAAACGACAUUAAUAAAAGGCAAUGGCAUCAUUUGUAACAACAGUCACGGCACUAUUGUUGACAACAAUAUAUUCAACAAGCUCGGCUCCUCUUACCAGCGACAACAACGUUGCAUUUUCUGUUGGACUUUCAAACACACAGAAUGUGUACAACAAAGACACUAUCCUUUAUGAUAAAGUGUUUGUCAAUGAACACAAUGGUUAUAGUACAUAUACAGGAGUGUUUACAUGCCCUGUUGCUGGUCUCUAUGUCUUUCAUUUCCACGCCUACAGCUCGAACAAAGACUCCGUCAUGUGGCUAGAUCUCCUGCAUAAUGACAAUAUAAUGGUCAGUGUUAGUGGCUACAACUCACACACGGUCAGCAGCCAAACUGUAAUGCUAAAAUUAAGGAAAGGGGAUAGGGUUCAAAUCCAGUCCAGAGAAUCCCAAGAGUUUGCCCUCUUCGGUAUUCAAGGGCAGAUUUACUCGACCUUCACAGGAUUUAUUUUACAUUCCAAUGACAAUAAGCAUUUGCUUGAUUCUGGUUCAGCGGCUGUCGGCAAAUAGGUAGACAUCACCUAAAAUCUUUAAAUGCCGUUUAAUAACUUUAUAUAUUGCGAAAUCAUAAAGAGACUUGUUUUUCUUCACUAUUCUUAAUUCUAAUAUGAACAAAUCAUAUCUAUUGCCAUGAGAACACGAGAAAAUUGACGACAUAUCGUUUGGCGCUAUGCAAGCACCGAGUUACCAUUUUGUUGUUUUUGUUAUUUAUUUGAAUGAAAGAUAUCAUGUCAGAAUCAAUCUGAUAUAAAAUGACACUGUCACUAUUAACUGGUACUCUCUGAAUCGACUAUUAGGCGAGCAAAACGUCUACGCACACCAGACUAUUUAAAAUGCUCUAUUUCCUAAUAAAGUUGUAGAGAAUAUACCUCGUACAAAUUAAGAACAGAUACCAACUUUGUCACUUUGUUAAAUGUUGAUGUUGAUCCUUAUAUUAUAGAUUUAUGCCUAAUUCUAAAUGACAUUUUCAUGUCUGAAUCCUAAUUUUUAUAUUUUCUUGCCAGUUUUAGUCUUUAAAUAGUGCAGUGGAACAAAAAAUCGGGAUAACGAGUUCCAGCUGCAUUCCUUAUCCUGUGAUAUUGGCUUUAACUUUAUUAAAAACGUUCACUUAUAAACAUAACAUUAACAUUAACAUUAGCCAUAUACAAGUUCCUAGAUAGGUAAAAACGACAGGAAAUGAAAGACUACGAAAAGUUUUACAGACUCAAUCAAACCGAGUCUGCAAUUUUCACUGUUGCAUUGUUCUCGAUGCUUCCGAGGGAUCUAAUUUCCAGAUUUUAUUUAUAUUGCGUCUCAAAAUUGUGAUGCAGUAUGAAUGUGAACUACCACCAAAACUGGAAGAACUGUUACUAAUUGACAUUUAACUAUGACUAUCGCUCUACAUACACAAGUAAUUUAUAUGUUUACUAAAGUUUAAAUUACUUUAUGGGGACUAUCUACAUAAGAAAUAAAUAUCUAAUGAUUAGUCUGCCAAUUAAUUGAGAUCGGAAAUUCGAAACUAAGUUUCUGGAAUACCACAUGGUUGUGUGACCUAAUUCGAAUCAAAUUGUUCAUCAUUGCUCGUUAUUAUUCAUAAGUAAUUUUAAGAAGUACUGACUAGGUUUAUAUAAUAAUAGGAUAUAAGACAAUGCAGACAUUACAGCAACACCGCAUCAACCAUGUGUUCCCGAAGUAGAUUUAAAUUCGUUGUCAAUAACUGGGACUAUUGGUUACACGAUAUAUAUUCUUUAGAUGAUUUGCCAGUAAACGGUGUAAGAGUGUGUUCUCAUUAUUGAUAAAUAUAUUCCCAUAAAAAGAUGUAUAGUAUAAUAGUUUAGAAAAAUCGUUGAAUAAACCUUAUUAUUGUUUUAA
Mercenaria mercenaria is the source of this 2069-nucleotide messenger RNA. RefSeq names its product C1q-related factor-like. NCBI's taxonomy places the organism in Eukaryota, Metazoa, Mollusca, Bivalvia, Venerida, Veneridae. The coding region runs from base 204 to 728 and encodes 174 amino acids. The transcript has 4 exons. Gene Ontology annotation, molecular function: protein binding. The record is from RefSeq and is a predicted model, not a curated record.